UCGAAUUUACUUUGUCAAAAAAAAGACAUUUGACAUUUAAAUUGUUUUGAAACAACGUUAUUACUUAUUAUUGAUUAGUGCAAAUAAGAUAAAUAAUACACUGCGGAACACUUUGUGAUUACAACUAUUAACCAAACAAUUAAUUAUGUGUAUUUAUGUGCAUCCUGCAUAAUUAAACAUCGUCGCUUUGUUAGCUUAUAGUAAUAACUCUAUAAACAAUAUCCUUAAUUGGCGUCUAACUAGUAAUGAGAAUUCAAUAUUUAAGAAAAUAACGAAAUAUUAAAUAUUUUCCAACUAUCUACCGUCAUCGAUGCUGUGUUGAUCGUGUAUUACCUGAAAAAAAAGAAAUGCCUACUUAUUAUAAAUGGUGUUCUGCUAAGAAAGAAAAACAAAAACAUGAAUAUCCUAGUUUGGAAGUUACUAAUCAUCCAUUACGAGUUGAAGUUCAUAACUUAAAACAUAGUUCAAACAAAAGCUUAAUACAAAGCCUUCAGAAAUGGAGUUCUCCAUUUGAAGAAUUAGACCCAUUGUUAAGAUUUGAACAAAUGAAUUUAGAAAAUAACUCUGAACCAACUGUAGAAAAUGAUGCCACAAUAAAUUACAGCAAAACUUGGAGUGUCAAACGUACAGCUAUUUUAAACAAAUACACAACAGGCGAAAAAUUAACAAUUAUCAGUAGUUAUCUACCGGGUGGCGAAAAAAUUAGUUCUUUUUCAGCUCUUUUGAGACAGGUAUCUAACCUUAAUGAAAAGGUAAAACAUAGAUUGGAACAACUUGAUGAUUUUGAUGAAUCAUCUGUUAGAAAGACAAUGGGAUUAAGCCAACAAGAGUUUGUGACUAAAAUUCAUAUGCUUGAUGAUGAAAUAAAGAAGGCCUGGGAGACUGAACAAAGAGUAAAGGCUUUCAAAAUUGCUAUUCAAUGUUCUAAGUUGCUAUCAGAUAUAAGCGUCAUGCAAUUCUAUCCAAGCAAGUUUGUGUUGAUAAUUGAUGUAUUGGAUAAUUUUGGAGCCUUGGUUUUCGAUCGUCUUAAGAAAAAGAGUUUUGGAGACGAAGUUGUCAAACUGGAGGAUAUUGAUACAGGGCUGGUUCCCGAGUCGGCUAGGGAGACAUGCCAGAACUGGAUGUUUAAAAUGGCUUCAAUCAGAGAGUUACUUCCACGUUUGUACAUGGAAAUGGCCUUAUUGAAAUGUUACAUAUUUAUUUCAAAAGAUGAAAUAAAACCUGCAAUUGCUAGACUGAUAACAAUGAUUAGAGGCAUUGGAAAUCCUCUCGUUGCCAUUUAUGUUCGAGUAUAUUUGUGUAAAGUAGCUUCUGCCUUAUAUGGAAAGGAGAGUGAAUGCUAUUUUCAUGAUAAUCUGAAGGAGUUUCUGGAGGAAUAUCAACAGAUUUUUCAACCAGCCAUGGCUAAAAAGUUUGGUGCUCAGCUAUUGACAGCUGAUAAGUACCUGAGUCUUUAUAUCCCGGCUAUAGAUUGGUUACUUCAUGGAACAUUAAACACCAUUCCCUGUAAACUUACACUGCUGGAGGAACUGUUGCAGUUGUGUGACAAAACCGAAAACAGUGAGCUGCUACUGUAUUGCUUAGUAUCAGGGUUUGACUCUCCAAAUAUUAUAAAAAAGUCAUCAGCUAUUCUGGAUAUUAUAAAAAAAUCAGCAGAACACAUGGUUCUCCUGAGCCCAAUAUUGACUUCGUUCGGAGAGCACCUUUGCCACGCCGACGCUUAUCGUCAGCUUUCUUCUGAAACUCUGAGUCAAACUUGGUGGAAAAUAGUGAACAGUAUGAAGUCGACGGCGAAUUUCCUGCAAGUGUUAGAGCCAUGGAUGCAAUUUGCCUGCACUCAGUUAUCGGCUCAGCAUAUAAAUAUGUUAUUACGUGGUACAAUACGUUAUAUGAUUAAAUGCGGUAAACCGAUUGAUGAUUAUUCAUCGCAAAUACAGUUAGUCGUGAAGAGGAUGUUGAAGUCUAUUCCCGAUGUUGAGGAACUUUUUUUGAUGGACGCCUUCAUGCCACUCGUGGAAUUGGUCCAAACGUCUAAUGCACGCACAAUGAUGGCAAAAACCGUACUCCUCGUGUUCUUCGAAAGAUGCAACUCGGUGCAAAUAGAAGAUCAUAUUAUUAUUGCCAGCCUGAUGAGACUUUGCAGUAUACUCCACGAGGCCAUCAAUGCGGUAACCGUGGAAGACGAGUUAAAAAUAAGUUCAGAUCUAAUUAAUAAGUACAUUCAAACGGUAUCCUACCAAGACGACGCGCGGGAGCAGUUGAAUUUUUACGUCGAGUGUCGAUCUGCAUUUAUUAAACUCGAUUCCGUACUUAAAACUUUAGUGCACGCGGUGCACGCGCUGGCGAGCCGCGCGCGGCCGUCGCGCUCGCGCUGGCUGUCGCGCGCCUGCGCCGCCUACAGCUUCGUGACGGUGCCGUCGCUGCAGUGCGCCCUGUGCCGCGCGCAGCUCUACCUGCUGGGCGCGCACGCUGCGCUGCUGGUCGCCUGCGUCGGACAGGCCGAGGCGAAUUUGAAAGCUUUCGUAAGCUUGAUUCCUGACAUUCCCCUUUAUGUUCAAGAAGACGGACAGAACAAACCUACGCACGUUAAAGUUAAAGGUCUCCUUAGCAAUUUUCUCUCCACUCUUCUCAUUUUACCAGACAAUGUGGAUAGUAGCUGCAAGGCAUAUAUUCUAAGUGGAUUUAUAAAAACUAUGGAACGAAUACAUUGGAGAAAAACUGAUCCCCUGUAUUACACCUUACUGCUCAGGACUUUGGAUCUACUCUGCAAUUUAACGCAAGAAAAAUACAUUUAUCAUAUAGAUGGAGUUAUUUCUAACGACGAGUUAUAUGGUUCAGAAGAAGAGUUCAUAGAUGUCUUAGAAAACCACGCUACAAAUAUUUGCCAAGAAUUGCUCGUUGUAUUGAAAGCGCUCGGCGAUGCAAAGGAAACGAAUAAACAGUACAAUUUAGCAUUGGAAUUGUUUUGGCGGAUUAUUAGGAGGGGCGAUCUUAAGGAAGGUUCUAUGACUAGUUUGGCGAUUAAUUUAUGGGUUUUAUCCCAAAAAUUACAAGAAUCUAACAACAAGUUCGCGAAGACAUUGUUGUCAGCUCUGGAACGGGAUACAAGCGAGAAGGGGCGAUAUCUAUACGAUAAACUGAACGAAACUUAAAUAUUAUAUUAAUACUUAGAUCUUAUUUUAAGUGACUGUAUAAUUUAUUACAUAGAAUAAAUAUUUCUAUUCAUGGUAUACUUUAUUCAUUCCAAUUUGUAUUGUGCUACUUUAAUAUCUUAAUAUAAUAUUUAUAAUGUGUGAGUUGUAUUGUAAUCAUAUACAAUUUUUGGUACCUAAUAA
Molecule: messenger RNA, 3335 nt
Organism: Nymphalis io (European peacock)
Lineage: Eukaryota; Metazoa; Arthropoda; Insecta; Lepidoptera; Nymphalidae
Product: VPS35 endosomal protein-sorting factor-like
Exons: 18
Coding region: 348-3152 (934 amino acids)
Biological process (GO): endocytic recycling
Cellular component (GO): endosome
Source: RefSeq, a predicted model, not a curated record